GGUGACGUCGGGCGGUUGGCGUGAUUGCGUCACGCGUGUUGACGCUCAUCUCGGGAAGUCGCCUCCAUUGUUUGCUUGCCCAGCGGCGUCUCCCCGUUUCCGUACUGACUCGCAAGAGACGACACAGAGACAGAGACACAGACAGAGAGACAGAGACACAGACGUAAUGGCCGGGUUUCUGGAUCACGUGCGCUGGCCCGAGUGCGAAUGCAUCGAUUGGAGCGAGAAGAGAAAUGCCAUCGCCUCCGUGGCUGCGGGCGUGCUGUUUUUCACAGGAUGGUGGGUGAUCAUCGAUGCUGCGGUUAUGUAUCCUGAGUCGUCCAAACUCAACCACGCUUACCACACAUGUGGUGUGAUCUCAACUAUAGCCUUCCUCAUGAUAAACGCCGUCUCUAACGGCCAGGUCAGAGGAGAUGGAUACAGCGAUGGGUGCAUGGGACAGACAGGGGCGCGCGUCUGGCUGUUUGUGGGCUUCAUGUUGUCAUUCGGAGCCCUCAUCGCCUCCAUGUGGAUCCUCUUUGGUGGAUUUGUUGUCACAAAGCAAGAGAAUGUCUACCCGGGUCUGGCUGUCUUCUUCCAAAACGCGUUCAUUUUCUUUGGGGGACUGGUUUUCAAGUUUGGACGAUCUGAAGAUCUUUGGGAAUGAGAAAUUUCCACUCAAGCACUCACUCAUCCACUCGCUUAAACAUUGACCCACUCAUGCACCCACUCACUCACUCACCCACUCACUCACUCACCCGCUCACUCACCCACUCACCCACCCAUUCAC
Molecule: messenger RNA, 769 nt
Organism: Petromyzon marinus (sea lamprey)
Lineage: Eukaryota; Metazoa; Chordata; Hyperoartia; Petromyzontiformes; Petromyzontidae
Product: transmembrane protein 50A-like
Source: RefSeq, a predicted model, not a curated record